Molecule: messenger RNA, 2148 nt
Organism: Cornus florida
Lineage: Eukaryota; Viridiplantae; Streptophyta; Magnoliopsida; Cornales; Cornaceae
Exons: 2
Coding region: 417-1793 (458 amino acids)
Source: RefSeq, a predicted model, not a curated record
UAUAUUACUCCGUAUACGCUCUGCAAAACCUUAUAGUAGUUCAUAGAGCUCUCGGGGUUUCGAUAAUCACAUAGUAAUAUAUAUAUAUAUAAGUCCACUGCCGUGUUUGACCUCAAAAGCGAUAGUUACAUACAGCACAAUAUAUAUAUAGAGAGAGGGAGCAAGAGAGAAGGGGGCAUAGAUUUGCUCUGAUUAUAUAUAAAUCACUGAAUCUUCAUUUUCUUCUUCUCCAAUCUUGUUUAGUUGUUCUGGUAAUUUCUAUCCUUUCCGAAUAGAAUUCGGAUUUCCCGUAACUGAUUUUCUCGAGAAAGUUGCAAUCUUUUGAAUUCGGCGAGAUUUGAUCGGAAACAGUCGGAAUCGCCGAUGAUACAAAGUGUUUGUCGGAAAAAUUAGGUUAAUUUUUGGAUCAAGAAGAGAUGAGAGGAGUGAAUGGAGAUAUGAGAGGUGUGAACAACACUUUCGAGACUAUUAACGCUGCAGCGAAUGCGAUCGCCUCAGCUGAGAAUCGUAUGCCUCAAGCUUCGGUUCAGAAAAGAAGAUGGGGAAGUUGCUGGAGUAUAUAUUGGUGUUUUGGAUAUCAGAAAACCAACAAGCGAAUUGGGCAAGUUCCUGAAACAACAGCCCGAGGAGCAGAGGUUCCAGCAGCUGAAAAUCCAACCCAAGCACCUUCUCUAGUACUUCCCUUUGUUGCACCUCCUUCCUCUCCCGCUUCUUUCCUUCAAUCAGAACCUCCCUCUGCUACCCAAUCACCCGCUGGUUUGCUGUCCUUCACCUCAAUGUCAGCCAGUAUGUGCUCCCCAGGUGGCCCUGCCUCCAUUUUUGCUAUUGGCCCUUAUGCCCAUGAGACACAGUUGGUCUCACCCCCUGUUUUCUCUACGUUCACCACAGAACCAUCGACUGCACCCUUUACUCCUCCUCCUGAGUCUGUCCAACUGACUACACCUUCCUCACCCGAGGUGCCAUUUGCUCGGCUUCUUGAUCCCAACCACCAGAAUGGUGAAGCUGGUCAGAAAUUUCCUUUAUCCCACUACGAGUUCCAAUCUUAUCAACUUUACCCAGGAAGCCCGGUCAGCCAUUUGAUCUCUCCAAGUUCGGGCAUCUCUGGUUCUGGCACCUCAUCACCUUUUCCUGACCGUGAGUUGGCUCCUGGUGGUUCCCAUUUCCUUGAGUUCUGCACUGGUGUCCCUCCGAAGCUCUUGAAUCUUGACAAGUUCUCCCCCCAUGAAUGGGGUUCGCGGCAAGGAUCUGGUUCCUUGACCCCGGAUGCUGUGGUACCUAGAUCUCGGGAUAGUUUUCUUCUGGAUCGUCAGAAUUCUGAUAUCGCACCACUCCCAAAUAUAUUCAAUGGAGGUCAAAAUGAUGAACAUGUUGAUCAUAGAGUUUCAUUUGAAAUAACUGCGGAAGAAGUUGUUAGAUGUGUAGAAAAGAAGCCAGCAGCUUUGGCCAAGGCUGUAUCAGCAUCUCUAGAGAAUGCAAAACGCGCUGGUGAAAGAGAUGAAAAUUCAAGUGAAUUGCAAAUGCCCAAUGGUCAUGAGUGCGUUGCUGGUGAAACAUCCCACAACUUACCAGAGAGAGCUUCAGCAGAUGGGGAGGAUGGACGGCGUCAUCAGAAGCACCGAACACUCACUCUCGGAUCUCUUAAGGAAUUUAACUUUGAUAACGCAGAUGGAGGAGAUUCUGACGAGCCUACUAUUGGCUCUGACUGGUGGGCCAACGAGAAAGUUCUCGGGGAGGAGGCUGCCCCAACCAAGAACUGGACCUUCUUUCCAAUGAUUCAGCCAGGUGUCAGCUAAGUGGUAGGACCCGACUUCCGCUUUAAUGGAUCAAGUUGUAGAGAUUUAAUGGGUUCUGGAUUAAAAAUGAUGGGUGUUGCAGAACUGACCAAUACAUGAAGGCUGUUUUUUGAGCACUUCCUGACCUGAAGAAAGCCCUGAGAUGGGAAUGUUUUGUUAGGGUUAGUAUGGGCAGUAGCUUUUUUUUUUUUUGUUCCCCCUAUACCUAGGCUGAAGCAUAGAAAAACUUACAGUACUAUCAAUUCUCAAAUAGUUGUCUUUUAUCCUUUUGCUUUUGUAUUAUAAAUAAUUCAUAGAACAGAGUUCACGGUGAUACUGAUAAUGAAAUGAAUAUUUGGGCGAUCUUUUUGUACAA